AACUUGUCAGCUUUAUUUGAGUACUUCGUAACAUUUAGUCUGGGAGUCACACAUGAGGGAGGAUGUUAUCACAUACGAUAGACAAGAUAUAAACAAUACCUCAAUUCACUAGAAGCAGACUUAUCAACUUAGUCAGAAUUUUAAAAUGCCUGGAAAUCAGAGUAAAAAAGCAGUUGCACUAAGAGAGAAACAGGCUGAAUUAAUGGGAAAUGCUGCUAAAACUGGCAGAUUGGAUGAGUUAAAAGAAUUGGUUAAAAAUGGAGCUAAUGUAAACAAAACUGCCAAUUUAUAUUAUUAUCAUGAUAUAUAUCCUCUAGAGUAUGCUGCUCAAAAUGGCCAUGCUGAUUGUAUGCGAUACUUGCUUGACAAUGGUGCAAAGCUGAAUCCAAGAAGGAAACGAGGUCAAAAAGUACUGCUAUAUGCUGCAGCUAGUGGAAAUCCUGAAUGUCUUCAAGUUCUAUUUGAUAAAGGGAUGGAUGUAAAUGAAAAGGGGGAAUUUGAUGAAACUGCUACAAUGUGGGCAGCAGAGUAUAAUAAGCCAGAAUGCAUGAAAAUACUGCUAUUGCACAAUCCAGAUUUAAACAUGGAAACCUCUAAAUAUGAUGCAAAAACAGUUUUGUAUAUAGCUGCAGAAUGUAACAGCAUUGAAUGUGUAAGAUUGCUCUUGAAUUAUAAACCUAAGCCUAACAUUGACAGUAAUAGAAGUUUCUCCUAUUGUAGAACUCCUUUAUGUAUAGCCAGUUAUGAAGGACAUUCAGACAUUGUAAAAUUAUUAUUAGAAAAUGGAGCCAAUGUCAAUGAGGGAGAAUAUGGAUUUAGCCCACUUAGGCUUGCUGUUGAAAAGAACAAACUUGGUUGUGUCCAGGUGUUGUGUGACAAUGGUGCCGAUAUGAAUGUGCCAGAAGGUGAAGACUCAUUGUUACUGACUGCCACGAGAAAUACACAGUGCUUCACAUUGGAAACAUUAUUGUACAGAGGGUGUGAUCCAAAUCAAAAAAGUGGAAAAAGUCCUGAGAUGUAUCCUAUUGAUUUAGUUCUACAGAAAUUGAUCAAUGAAACCUGGAGUAGAAUGUACAGAUCAAGAGCUCUUAAGAUUCUUUUUAAAUAUGGGGCACAUCUUGACAUGUGCAAACUAGCAAAAGUCACUAGUGACCUUUUCUAUGGUAAUGAUCUCAGGCAGGUUGAGAUGUAUUGUGUUGCCAUAGAAACCAGCUGCACACCAUGUGCACAAUCCUUGUAUGAGAAAGCAAUAGAAAUUUUCGAAAAAGAGCCUGACAAAUUAAAACAGGUUAAUUUCCAUUUUGAAAAAGCCACGUCACUUGAAAACCAAGCAUCGAGAUACAUCCGUAAAUGUGUCAACUCAUCUGGGGUGUUUCUUCAGGCCCAUAACUUUCAAACAAAGGUUGACUCUCUGCCUCUGCCAGAGGAGGUGAAGAAACAUAUACUUCUGGAACACUUGGAGCCUCUCAUUGAUGCUUCUUAUUGAAUGUUGCCUAAAAUGAUCCACAAAGGUUACACAAAGUUUCAGACCACACUUGACCACUUAAUAGGUCUCUUAGCAUUCUUUUCUGUACAGUAAUCAUAUAAUAUUCAUU
Molecule: messenger RNA, 1595 nt
Organism: Owenia fusiformis
Lineage: Eukaryota; Metazoa; Annelida; Polychaeta; Sabellida; Oweniidae
Source: the annotation of a GenBank genome assembly